Molecule: messenger RNA, 580 nt
Organism: Clupea harengus (Atlantic herring)
Lineage: Eukaryota; Metazoa; Chordata; Actinopteri; Clupeiformes; Clupeidae
Gene: nppa
Product: natriuretic peptide A
Exons: 3
Coding region: 65-493 (142 amino acids)
Biological process (GO): neuropeptide signaling pathway; negative regulation of systemic arterial blood pressure; cGMP biosynthetic process
Cellular component (GO): cytoplasm; extracellular region
Molecular function (GO): hormone activity; hormone receptor binding
Source: RefSeq, a predicted model, not a curated record
AGGGCAAGCGCCGGCACAGAGAGUGUCAGAAGCGGGGCAGGAACGGCGGUGUGAGACGUUAACGAUGGUCCGGGUAAUAGUUUUAUCGGGGUUGCUGAUUCUGCUUUGUCAACAGAUGCUUGUGGUUGCUCACUUCCUCAGCAGACCCUAUCCAGCCAACAGCCUGGCCAAGCUCAAGACUCUGCUGCUGCAGCUGGAGGACACCCUGGCUCAGGCUGAAGGAGGGCCAGACUACGGGGAGCUGAGUCCAGAGGCUGACCCAGGCCAGGCUUCUCAGGGCUGGGGAGGACAGGAGGAGAGUCCCAGGCCUCAGGCCGAAGAGGCAGGCCUGCCGGAGGAAACCCAGAACAUGCAGAGCAUCAAGAACCAGAGGAACGGGCUGCUGGACCUCAUUAUGGCGGCCCGGAGCAAGACCUUCUCCGCCUGCUUUGGAGGCAGACUGGACCGGAUCGGAACCUCCAGUGGACUGGGCUGCAACACCAGCCGAGGUUGAGAACAUGGCCACGAUGACUCUGGAUUUUGCUCGUAUGAAAUCAGCUUUAUCAAUAAACAAACUAUUUGUGUCAGUGUUGUUGUUCAG